Spirodela intermedia is the source of this 7229-nucleotide messenger RNA. Lineage: Eukaryota; Viridiplantae; Streptophyta; Magnoliopsida; Alismatales; Araceae. The record is from the annotation of a GenBank genome assembly.
AUGGCGUCGAAGAAGAGGAAGUUGGGGGAUGAGGGAGGGGAGGACGGUCGCCCGGAGGAUUCCAAGCGGAGGAGCCUGCCUCCCGCCGCCGGCGACGGCAGCGCCGGAGAAAGCAAUCCGCUGCUUCAGCUCACUUCCUAUGACGACGAGGAUGAGGAAGACGUGGAUGUGGAGGUCCGGUUGCGGAGGAAUGGGGAGAACGGCCAUGGAAGGGACGGGAACGGGUGGCGGCCAGGGGAGGAAGACGUGUACAGCGACGAAGACGACCGUGCUUCAGGUCCGAGCACCGGCAGGAGUCAGCGUCUGGUGGAGGUGCGGAGGGAUUGCCCUUACCUCGACACGGUCAAUCGCCAGGUGAUUCUUUACAAUGUGUUCGGGAAAACUUGAUUUCAGUAUCUUUCGUAUUGAUGAACCUACUUAAAUGAAUGUCUUAGUUAGUCGUUUAUGACCGGUUAAUUUAACUUGAAAACAUACUGCUAAUGCGAAAGAAUGAUUCACUUAGAGAAGAAAAAUGACGAUAAACCAAUCUAAUGUUUUGAAGUAUCUUUGUUCAUUUCCCCAUGUUGGUUGGUUAAGAAUCAAUAUUGUUGAAUAUCACUAGUUGACGACUCUGGCUUAGUGGGUGCAUUGGGAACGGGGGUGUGAGCGUCUCCUGUGGUGGCCGUACCUCUUGCCUUCGUGAUAGGUAUUCUAGCAGCUAUAUGUGCUAUCCCAUUGACUUGGAUAAGCUAGGGACCUUCAUUCGGGGAUAUGCUAGGGGGAGAGAACGCUAUGGAGGAAGGUUGAUGAGUUUAACUGGUGAAGUUAGAUGCCUACCGUAGCUUUGAGAUUAGGUAAUUAUGCAGUAGAAGGCUUAGAGUGUAGAGGAAAAGGAAAAUUACAAUAUUCCCAAUAAGAUUAACUGGUGUAGCAUCAUCACCCUUCGCUUGAGAGACAACCUAGGGCAAAACAGUGGACGCAUCCAGGCAGAAAGUGGCAAGGUAAGAUUUAGAAGUCUGUCAGGUAGCAGGAGCAUACGUAGAAGAAUCGAAAAUGUGCUCGCAGCAGUUGUAAUGAAAGAUGUGUACAGAAGAGUUGUUCCUAAGGGGGUUAUAUGAGUGAAGGCGCUAGGAAAAAUAAUUGUAUAACACAGCUAAGUAAAAUGCUAACAUGCAGUCGUGUUCAUCCAUAUGGUUUGACCUGAUGCAGUUGGGCCAGACCCAAGAUCCCUUUUUCGCCAUGAUGGAGAGUUAUCUUUCUUUGCUAUCCGAAAAGGAAAGAAAAGGCUUCGCCUAACUCGUCAAGAUAGAUUAGAACCAAAUGAGAGUCAUGCUCGGAAUGAAUGCUGUUUUGGGGAAACUCACUAAUUCUGCAUGAAUUAAUACUCUUAUGUUAAUAAUUUUGAUUUUCCUCAUAGAGAUAAAGUUUCAUGCUCUGCUCAGUUUAAUCUCAAUCAAAAAAAUCAUGCUAUAUUUCUAAACUAGUCAUCAUGUGUUGCAAUCAUCUAGUGAAUAUUUCACCUUUUCUCUCGUAUGAUAUACAUGUCUCAGCCCUUUUUCUUUGUGUAAAGUUUCUUUCAUCUCUUAUUUUGCGAGUUGUUGUCAAAUUAGAUAGUGCUGAUUUAUCCAGGAAGAUUAUAAACUUUGGUUGGACUUUUGGGAAAUCAAGGGUGUUUCCCUUUUCUUGCUUUUGAUAUUUGGUUGUAAAGAUGUUCGUAAUCCAAUAUAAAAUGGGGGAGUGCUUUAUUUCUCUUUUUCGUUUAUCCCUUUCCUAUGGGAAAAUGUGAAUAAUUACCCUGGAAAUCUAGUCAAUGGAAUGUGAUUUGAAAAGUGGCUGGUGGGUUUGUAGUUGGCGUCACUUUCCUGUAGACGAAAAGAUGCAGUUGCAGAAGGUAAAAUUCUAGAAAAUGCAAUAUUGACGAAUGCAAUUAUAGGAAGCAUUCGUGUGGGGGGGGCGGGGUCAGGCACACGGGAAGAUGGUGUUCCGAGAGCAGUGGUUGUGACUGUAGCUAAAUUACGAAGAUCUGGAUGAUUUAUUUGAUGCCCAUUUACCACUGAGGCUUAAUGAUAGAAUUAAGAGAAGAGAGGUAAAAAUUUUAUGGCACUAUCUUCCUUUUAAGUUGAUGAACUUGUAUAAGAAUGCCUAGCAUUCGACAUGGCUGAAGAAAAUGAUGAGAGGGAGAAGUGGUUUUAAAACGUUAAGUUGGAUUUUGAUAGUUCAUAGAUUGGACACUGUAUAAUGGAAGUCGUCUGUAUCGUAUCGCCAACUAGAGUGAGAAAGAUAGAGCACCAACCGCUUGUCUCAGCCUCUUUCUAGUGCAUGCUAGGAUGAAUAUUCUUAUGUAGGCUGAUUGUGAUGUCUCUUGACUGGCAUUGCAUGCAAACCCUCAAAGCUGCCUCCAGUGAAAUAGAGAUCCAUCUGUGAUGGACAUAGAGGUACACAAUAGGACAUUCAUUUGUUGCAACGUGAACCAUAUUAAAAAUGGAGUCUCUACUACUUAUCCCACCAGUUGUCAGAAAAGAAAAACAUUGGACGUUUUGGGAGAACUGUCAAAUCCGGUAUGUGUCAACCUAGAGGGAAGUCUCAUCUAGUCUUGCUUCCUGGGAGAAAAGAAUUUCCUGACCACCUUUUAUCAGCCAGAUAGUGAGCGGUCACUCGGCAAUGGUAAUGCCGAUAUUUCAAUAUAUAUAAUUUAUUUUGCUUCAUAAGGCAUGCUCAUGUAAAUGCUUCGACUUAUGAAGAAUGGGUAGCUACAAUUAAGGGGAAUGUGGUGGAGAGUUGUUAAAAGCUAUGAAGUGUGUUGUUCAUGACCGUAGUCGUUAGUGUUAGACCUUUGUUUCUACAAAUGGAGACCUUAGGGGUGAUGGCGAAUAAGGUUUGACUAGAUAACGAGGGCGAUUGCAUUGGUGGCCGAAAAAAAAAGGAGGCUCUGGGGGAGGGAAGUAGUGACGAGAGGUGCUCAGAUUUGUGGGCUGGUCGUGGCUGGCAUGCUAAGGUUAAUCCCUAAAUGAUUGUGGUUUAGUGUGCCGAUAGACCCGAUGACUACGCAAAGUUUCGAUUUUGAUUUAUUUUGCAUUUGAAACUCUUGUCUGCCAUAUUAGAAGCACUUGGCUUACUGCAUUUUAAAGAACCGAGUUCACGAAAAUCACAAUUCAUUUCAACAUCAAUCAUUUAUAGACAUCUUCGAAAUAAAGUUCCCCUGUGGAGUCUCUUUUUCCUCGGUUAAAGUUCUUGCAAGUUAUGUGUAAAUUACUUUUGUCAUCAUAUUUUGUACCUUUUUCAUUUGUAUCUUCUAUAUUCUGGUUUUAUAAUAUUUUUUGUUUUCUGAAUUCUGCAAUAUUUUUGUAAAUUUCAUGAUUUUCGGAAAUAUUAUGUGUUUUCAUGCAGGUUCUCGAUUUUGACUUCGAGAAAUUUUGUUCUGUCUCACUAUCAAAUUUAAAUGUAUAUGCUUGCCUUGUUUGUGGCAAAUAUUAUCAAGGAAGAGGCCGAAACUCUCAUGCAUAUACUCACAGUCUAGAAGCAGGUCAUCAUGUAUACAUCAAUUUGCAAACGGAAAGAGUCUACUGCCUUCCUGAUGGAUAUGAAAUCAUGGAUCCAUCAUUAGAUGACAUUCGUCAUGUACUUAAUCCCAGGUUUGCACUUCAUGUUGGCCGAAUUUUAUUUAAUUUCUUUAUUCUGUACUUUGUAGAUAUUAUUCAUCAAAAUAUCGGAUUAAUCAUUGAUUAUUUUUACCGAUGGGCAUUCUGGAACGAGCUCGGUUUAUUUUUAAAGGGUACUUACUCUCAUGAUUGCACCUAAGAUGCUAUAGGUGUAGUAAGAGUGGGGAUUGACAGAGGAUGGCGAUGAAUUAUCUUUUUUGAGAGUGGGGUUUACGUGACAUUAGGUUAGGGAUGGAAAAAAUCUAGUCAUUGAGGCCUUCUUUUAUAAUGUAUGGAGGAAUUUGUUUCAUGUCCCGUGACGAGUAAUAGAAUUUUAAAAAUAAACUUUUGGAGUGAUAACCAUCCAAUAUCCUGCUCAUGUUACUUUGGUUGUAGACAUCAGGCAGAUGUUCUUCUUGGGGAUGAUUAUUGGUUUGGUAUCUUCGGUUCCUGGCUGCGUACUGUAAAGCCAAGUGUAGAUGCUCGAGCAUGGUUCAAUAAAUCUUCCUCAUGAACCCUCAUUUAUAGAAAUGGUGUUAGUCUAUUGCUGUACGAGGACCAAAAAGGAAAAAGUGUGCAGUUCUCUACAGUGGUAAGAGCCUGGUGCUCCAAAAAUAGUCCACAUCGUACAAAGGGGUUUAAGAAGAUGAUGGGUAGUGUGGCAUAAAACUUCUAAAAUCUUUGAGCAAUUUGACUGCAAAAUUGAGGAUAGAUAAAAAAAGAAUGGGUACAGACAGGGGACCCAAAAUCUUAGAAUCGUCUGCCCCAACAUUGAUCAAAUCGAUGUCUAAAGAUAUUUUUCCUUGAUCAUGUUUGAUUCCCUCUAAUAUUAUAUUUUGAGUUCUUUCUGUUUUCGACUUUGUGUCUCAUAAUGGCGGACCACUGCUUUAGCUUGUUUAUGCUGAACAUGGAUAACAAUCUAUAUUUUCUCAACCUUCUACUAUGUCACUCAAAAACCUGGUUUGGUCUAUCAUUUCUUAUGUAGUCAUCCAACUUUUUCUUGUAUUUCAUGUCGUGUCCGUGUGACUUGUUUUUCACAUCUUUCUCUGCAACCUCCAUUUGGUGCGAUCCACAAUACGUGAUCAUGGGUGCUUAUGAUUGGAUUCGGAUGUUAAUGGCUAUACUGUUUGAGAUGGUGAAACAGUUUGCCUCGCUUCAAUAUUUCUGACAUGACCAGUUCUGUUUCAAUGUUUUUCUGGGAGACUUCAUUUCUGAGUUUGAUAACAAUUUCGCUGAAGUUUUCUAUUUCUUUCAUGUCUACAGGUUUCAGAAAGAACAAGUUUUACAUCUGGAUGAAAACAGGCAAUGGUCAAGGGCACUUGAUGGCUCAAACUAUCUCCCUGGAAUGGUAACCUUUCAUAUCUUCCAAUUCUUAUAAAGUUAGAAACCUUCUUGCAAGGCCUUGUGAAGUUUAAACAUAAAUAAAUGGGUUAUAGACUAAAGCAAGGGAGAAGAAGUUAUUAUCUUCAUACAUUUUUGUUGCUCAGGAAUCGCAGUGAAAUCUUGAACUCAAGACAUCUCUUAUGUUUUUUAUAGUAAUCCUGGUUGUUCGGCAAUGUUUCAGGUGGGAUUGAAUAAUAUAAAGGAGACGGAUUUCGUUAAUGUCACAAUCCAGUCAUUGAUGAGGGUUACUCCUCUGAGGAACUUCUUUCUGAUUCCUGAGAACUAUCUACACUCUAAAUCUCCUCUACUUCAUAGAUUUGGAGAGCUUACACGGAAGAUCUGGCACGCCAGGAAUUUCAAAGGACAGGUCUCUCUUCACGUCGUUCCCAUUGACUUGGUUUAUUUCUCUGUACCCUUGGAAAAUAUGACUUGACAUUUGUUUUUUCAUUUCCCAGGUUAGCCCCCACGAGUUCUUGCAGGCAGUAAUGAAAGCCAGUAAGAAGCGGUUCCGAAUAGGUGUGCAGUCCGAUCCUGUAGAGUUCAUGUCAUGGCUACUGAAUACGCUCCAUUCUGAUCUCAGAAGUUUGAAGAGGAAGAAUAGCAACAUCAUCCAUGACUGCUUUCAGGUCCGCAGCUUCACUGAGUUCUCUUCUACAUCCUCUCAUGUUGCUUAUCAGCUCUCCUAUGCACAUCCAGGGGGAACUGGAGGUUGUGAAAGAGACUCAUCGAAAAGCUUUUGGUGAGAAGAAAGAAAACGGCGAGGAGCAGAGCCAAGCAGAUACCACGGAGGCUGGCGCAGCAACGAGCAAUGUUGUGAGAGAAACUUGCAGAAUGCCGUUUUUGAUGCUUGGUCUUGACUUGCCGCCACCUCCCCUUUUCAAAGAUGCUAUGGAGAAGAACAUCAUUCCUCAGGUGUGUGCAUGAUAGUUCAUUUCUCUGUAGAUUUCUCUCUCCUUGAAAUGCUUUCUUUAAAAAGAUAUAUAUAUUUUACACUGUGGCCAUUUAUCUUAUGCUUCUUCUGAAAUCUUACCAGACAAAUUUAGCUAAUUUGUGGUGCCAAUCAUUAUGUGUGUUUUUGUUAAAAUCAUACCAUUCUGAUCCCCUCUGUUUUCUACUGCCGUAUUAGAAUAUGAAAAGAUUUUUGUCUUUUUUUUGUGCUGAUGCCCAGUACCCAAUUUAUGAUAUUAAUCUCUCUCUCUCUCUCUCUCUCUCUCUCUCUCUCUCCCUCUCUCUCUGAGAUCAAACUACAAGAUCACGUGGAUAUCUGGAGUCUAAUGUCUUCUCCCCCACUAUGACCGAACCAGCAGUCUUCGCAAUGCCUGUCAUCAAAUUUGCCCAUCAUUAUCUUUAACCUUUCCAUGUCCCGGUACCUGUCUUAAUGAACAGAACAGUGGUUGAAAAGCUUUGAGAGCAGUAGUGCUGAGAACCAUAUUGUCAUACAAUCAGAUCGGAUCGAUGAACAUUUACGACACACCCAACGGGUAUAUUCCCAUUUUUAGAUAAAAACCUAACGGCUCCUAUGUUGUAAUGUUCCUCUGCAGGUUCCACUUUUUAACAUACUGAAGAAAUUUGAUGGUGAGACCAUCACUGAGGUUGUGAGACCGUGCAUUGCCAGGAUGAGAUACCGGGUGAUCAGGUUGCCAAAGUACAUGAUCAUCCACAUGCGCCGUUUCACGAAGAACAAUUUCUUCGUGGAGAAAAACCCCACUCUCGGUGUGCCCCUGAAUCACUUGCCUUGAUUCAAUCUUUCAUCCUCCCUGCUCAUCAAACUCCCCUCCCCCCCCCCCGAACUCCUCCAGUGAACUUUCCUGUGAAGAACCUCGAGCUGAAGGACUACAUCCCUCUGCCAACACCGAAAGAGGACGAGAAGCUGCGAUCAAAAUACGAUCUGAUCGCGAACAUCGUUCAUGAUGGGAAGCCCGGUGAAGGAUCUUACAGGGUUUUUGUCCAGAGGAAGUCUGAAGAAUUAUGGUAUGUCCUCUACCCCACCCAACCCCAUCUGUGUUCUUCAGCGCAUCAAGCUUUUAGCUUGUACUCCCACUGUGAUUUAUAGCGAAGAGGAGAUGAUCCAGCCAUUGAUGAUGAGCUUUUGGGCUUGUUUCUGCCAGGUAUGAGAUGCAGGACCUGCAUGUCACAGAGACACUGCCUCAGAUGGUUGCUUUGUCUGAGGCCUACAUGCAGAUCUACGAGCAGCAGCAGCAGCAGCAGCAGCAGCAGCAGCAGCAGUGA